GUGUCUGAAAAAAGCAGUACUACUCGUCAGCCAGUAAAUCCUAACACAUCUGAUGAUGAUGACACUGCGGAAGCAGGUCCAUCAAAAGAAGUAUGGAGCAGCAGAAGUGGCUCUUCUGUUAGAUAUCACCACAAGAAACCUGUGGCCGAAAAGAAAGCAAGGUCGUCUGUCCCGCCACAAACACAGCAGGCUACCCCGCCACGAAGAUUAUCGUCUGUAUGUUCUGUCCCCCCACUCCAAAUUUUGGACACACCUCCAAGACGCCAUCCAUACUCCCCUCAUCUUGAUUGUAUAUUUCCUUAGCAGGGGCAGCUUGAUUCCAGAAGAACAUUGUGCGCUCAGGAUGCAUUUCCUGAUCAUCGUGCUGUUCUGCGCAGGACUAGUGAAAGGUCCUCCACCUUGGCUCAGUUUUGAAAUUCCCAGGGACUUGCGUUUAAAGCAUCUCCUCCAGGCUCCAUCUACAGCAUCUUUCCCGUGUCAAUAUUCAUAUGAUAAAAUAUUCAAAGGACCAGAUUCUCCCUGUACAUCUCAUCCACUACCAGAGCGCAGCCACAUGGACUCAGCACGUGUUCAGUUUCUGGUCCGUGGCCCAGACAAGCUAUGUGAAGGUGGAAGCAUGUGCAGUGUGAAAGUAGGGAGCAGAGUGCAGGCAGAGGUGUCUCUCUCUGCUGCACUGCCAAUCCUUGGUCUCUCUUUGGCCCAAUGUUCGCUCUCACCAUCUUCAGAUCCUUUCAAUAACUUCCAUAUCCCGCUUCUUGUGGACGACUGCCCAGUUGCAGUUGGAGUGUCCUUGACUUUGGUCCCACCCAAGCCCUGCACCAAGGCCCUGCCCAUGAAGAGCUUCAGCUUCCAGCUUGGCCCUUUCUACAACAACUCCAUCCAAUUCCUGCACUGCAGAGUGCAGUUCUGCUCGAAGGAAACGCUGUGCAGCAGCACUGAAACUAUGGCAAUUCCAGAGUGUCGCAUUCCUAAUGAUCACUGCGACCAGCUUACUGCUCCACCGUUGUUCCUGAAUCCUGAGCUCCAGCGCACAGUGACGCAACCACUGCUGGUCACCAUCUCUGGUCCCUCACGCCCACUGCUCCAUCCCAGCACAGGUCACAAGAAACCAUCUCCUCCUGCACGCAGAGGUGAGAAAGACAAAAAUCAUUAUCCAGGCUCUGAUCAAAGGAGAUGUCUAGUCUCUUGCUUUGUCUUUACAGAAUAUGGCGUACAGGGGGUAGGAGUGGUAGCAGUGGUUGGGGUGACACUCUGCUCCUUCUUCAUUGGGUCAUUGCUGACAGCUGGACUGUGGUGUAUUCACAUCAAGACAUCCCCGGACUAUCAGGUGACACCAAGCUCGUAAGGAUGUCAAGAUUUCCUAUAGAUGUCAUCAAAUGUGACAGUAAUGGAGCACCUCUGACCCGUUUAUUACAUCUCCCAAUUAAUGUUAGUCACUAAUAAAAAUCUGAA
Molecule: messenger RNA, 1452 nt
Organism: Pseudophryne corroboree (corroboree frog)
Lineage: Eukaryota; Metazoa; Chordata; Amphibia; Anura; Myobatrachidae
Gene: TGFBR3L
Product: transforming growth factor beta receptor 3 like
Exons: 9
Coding region: 53-1345 (430 amino acids)
Biological process (GO): regulation of transforming growth factor beta receptor signaling pathway; epithelial to mesenchymal transition; transforming growth factor beta receptor signaling pathway
Cellular component (GO): cell surface
Molecular function (GO): glycosaminoglycan binding; transforming growth factor beta binding; transforming growth factor beta receptor activity
Source: RefSeq, a predicted model, not a curated record